AUGGAGAACAAUACUACUGAUGGUAAUAAUCAGAAGAUAAAGAUGAGUCUUGUGUUGUCAACAGAUGCUAAGCCUAGAUUGAAAUGGACUUCUGAGCUUCAUCACAGAUUCAUUGAAGCCGUUAAUCAACUCGGUGGACCAAACAAGGCAACACCUAAGGGUUUGAUGAAGGCUAUGGAGAUUCCUGGCCUUACUUUGUAUCAUCUCAAGAGCCAUUUACAAAAAUAUCGACUAGGAAAGAGCCUGAAGUUUGAUGAUAACAAGCUCGAAGCAGUUUCCUCUGCUUCAGAAACCCAAGAAGCUGAGAGUAAAAACAACUCUACAGAUAUCAGAGGCAGUAUCAACGUAGAAAAAAACAAUCCAGCUAACGACAGAGGCGUGCAGAUCACGGAAGCUUUACAAUUGCAGAUGGAAGUUCAGAAGAAACUUCAUGAACAAAUCGAAGUUCAGAGGCAUUUACAAGUGAAGAUUGAGGCACAAGGCAAGUAUUUACAGUCAGUUUUACUGAAAGCUCAACAAACUCUCGCUGGCUACACAUCUUCCACUCUUGGCAUGGACUUUGCGAGAACCGAACUCUCUAGACUAGCUUCAAUGGUGAAUCAGAGUUCUUCGUUCUCGGAGCUAACACAAGUGGAAGAAUGCGAAGAAGAAGGUUUCUUGUGGUGCAAGAAACCAGAAAACAGAGGAAUUACACAGCCUAGAGGUUCAGUUGAAAGCUCGUUGACAUCUUCGGAGAGCUCAGAGACAAAACUGAAUAACAAUAAAGACGAGAGGAUAUCGGUGGAGCUUCCGUUGAUGGAGAUCAAAUCAGAAGUGCUGACAGAGAAGAAUAAGAAGAGAAGCUUAAACGACAUCGUUUGCGUGGAACUUCAGCCUCCAAAGAAGAUAAAUUUUGAAGCUGAUGAUGAGGAGGAGCACCUGAGGUUGAGUUUGAAUAGUUACAAGAAAGACAUGGGGACGUGUCCGAACAUAAGACUAGGGUUUAAUUGAGAAAAAUGUAAACAUUUUAAUAUUAUAAAUGUUUUUAAAAAGUCCUAUGUAUCUGCGUAGAUUUCCAUUUAUAAUAUAAAGUAGAGAUUUUGUGAGCAAGUCGGGGUGAAGAAAGAACGCAUGGGAAUAUUCUAUAUGAGUCAACAUGAUUAAUAUAACUACUAUAUAGAAAAAUGCGUGAUAUGUGUGUAUAGAUUAGGUGAGGAGGCUUGUGGAUGUGGUAAAGGCGGAUUUGGGGGUAACUUUUUAUGAUCAA
This is a messenger RNA of Eruca vesicaria subsp. sativa (arugula), 1246 nucleotides long. Lineage: Eukaryota; Viridiplantae; Streptophyta; Magnoliopsida; Brassicales; Brassicaceae. The record is from the annotation of a GenBank genome assembly.